AUGCAUCUGUCGAGUCUCCUCCUUACCGUCGGGGCCAGCUCCCUGGCCCUGGCCGCCAGCCCCUACCCGAAUGCCACCACCACGGAGAAGCCCAACACCAUCACCCAGACCAUCACCAGCACUCACAUUGGCACCAUCACCACCUGCCCGCCCGAUGUCCACGACUGCCCCAUCGGCAAGAAGUGGACCAAGGUCGUGACCCACACCAAGGAGUACUGCCCGGAGAAGGAGAAGGAGAAGGAGGAGAAGCACAAGCACAAGAAGAUCGUCUGCCACGGCGACUGGUGCGCCCCCGAGGAGCACUGCGACAAGUGCGAGCACCACCGCGUCGUCUGUGAGGACGACCACUGCCGCGCCGAGCCCUGCAAGAAGGAGGACGACCCCCACAAGCUCGUCGUCUGCAACGGCAAGGAGUGCCACUUCCGCAAGUGCCACGGCGAGGAGUGCAAGCGCAAGAUCGUCUGCCACGAUGGCAAGUGUGUCUUCCCCAAGUGCCACGGCCACGAGUGCGAGAAGAAGUGGGCCUGCGACGGCGACGACAAGUGCAAGUUCGAGAAGUGCGACGGCGAGGACUGCGGCAAGAAGGUCAUCUGCAAGGACGGCAAGUGCAAGCCCGAGGAGCCUUGCGACCACGAGUGCCCCGUGCCUCACCACAACAAGCCCGAGCCCCAGCCCAACCCUCAGCCUCACCCGGAGCCCACCCACAAGCCUCACCACCGCCCUACCGGCUUCACCGAGUCGCCCAAGCACCCUUACCACACCCGACCGGCCAACACGACCGUCCCGGUCCAGGCUGGCUCGGACAAGAAGACGGUCGCCCUCAACCUGCUCGGCGCCGCCGCCGGUCUUGCGUUCAUGCUGUAA
Purpureocillium lilacinum is the source of this 864-nucleotide messenger RNA. RefSeq lists its product as uncharacterized. NCBI's taxonomy places the organism in Eukaryota, Fungi, Ascomycota, Sordariomycetes, Hypocreales, Ophiocordycipitaceae. The record is from RefSeq and is a predicted model, not a curated record.